AUGGGAUUUUUCAACCAGCUCCGUUUGCUCCUAUGGAAAAAUUUCACACUUCGGAAACGGCAGAAGUUGCGUCUUGUUGCAGAGAUCAUAUUUCCACUGGCUAUGUUUGUGGUCAUGUGUUCUAUUCGAGUAAAAACACGAGACGAAAGAGUCAAACACGCAGCUUGUCAUUUUGACGGGAAGGCAAUGCCGUCGGCAGGUAUUGUGCCGUUCCUGCAGUCUUGCAUGUGCACCUACGAUAACCAAUGUCACAACAACCCAACCCAGAGUGAGCUACCAGGGGCCGCUAACCCGUUCGGCAACACAGGUCUAGCCGGAGCAAUAACUGCAUUAAAGGAUAUUUUGGAAGACCAAGCAGACAUGACCUUGAUAAGUGACCUUGUUCAUGACCUGUCCGUGUACGGGGAGUUGUUGAGGCUCAUACGGGAUGGCCAAGCAGUGGGUACAUUGGACAUAGGGAGUUUCCUUCCAGAUCGACAAAACCUGACGUCCACAUUGAAUGGCCUCGUGUCAUCUAACACAACCAACUGGCUUAUAGAGGCAGUCAGCAAUAGGACGGUUUUGAAGGAAGGGCUUGAUCCAAUAUCAGCUUUCUUUAUUGUGAAUGCCUUCCGGUCCAAGGACCCUAGUGUAAUUCAAUCUGGCACGGAUACAAGUGCGAUCGUCAACGACAUCACAGACACCAUACGGACAGAUGUGUGCAAUCAAAAUGGCUUGGACCAGAUACUACGCUUUCCAAACGAGACAUUUGAAAACUUUGUACAACAGAACACAAACCACUCUAUGAAGGAAUUGCUUGAACAGAUACUUGACUUGAAUAUUAAAAUGAUGACAGACCCGGAAUGGCGCCAGCCAUUCUACAACCUCUACAAGGUGAUACAGCAACUACAGAACCAGACUUCCCAGAUCCAGAACACCACCGGCAAGCCUGUGAGUAUGGCGGACAGCAUGGGGACGUUCGUUUGCGGACGAAAAGGUUCUCUCUUGAAUGUCAUUGAGGAUAACGUCAACAACCUCAAACCGGACGAGCAGCCGACGCCGGUGACUCCCUACCAACAGGUGGAGGGGGAAUAUGGCGAUGCUCAACACUGUCAGGACCUGUUCUUGGAGUUGGAGACAAGAAGCGUACAAACUCGCGUUUUGUGGGAACAGAUCAAACCGUUUGUACGAGGCUGUAUCCUGUACUACCCGGACAAUAUCAACACAAGGAAGAUCAUCAAUACUACCCAGCAGUUUUUCCGUGACCUUCAGAACCUUCGUAACCUUGCAUCGUCAUGGGAACUGUAUUCCCCGGAGGUUUUUCUCUUCCUUAACAACAGUGAUGCCGUAGAGGCCCUUAGAAGUAUUGUUGACAGUAACAUGUGUGAGACAGUAGCGUUAGCGGCAGCUCGUUUCAUGGUAACUGAGAAGAGUGAAGUCAGUUCCAUGUUUAACGCCUCUGAAACCUGCUCAUUCCUGAAGCAGUACCUCAACAACGGGCCGAAUGAAACCUUGUAUGAUUGGAGAAAGUCAUUAAACUUCACAAACGAGUUGUUUGAAUUCGGUGCUGACUAUUUGAGUUGUUUCAACUUCGACAAGUUUAUCGGCUACAACAAUACAGAUGACCUUAUGAAAGAUGGGCUCACCUUGAUUGAGAAAGGCCUGUUCUGGGCGGCCAUCGAGUUUGAAAACAUUGACGCAUCCUCCACCCUGCUACCCACCAAGGUCCAGUACAAGAUACGAAUGGACAAGAACAAAGUUGACUCCACCAAGAAGAUUAGAAACAAACAUCCCAAACCUGGUCCUAGGGCCGAGCCCUGGCGUCUGAAAGCAUUUAUGUAUGGGUAUGCAUACAUACAAGACAUGGUUGAGAAUGGUAUAGUUCGUCUUCAGACAGGGAUGAACCGCUCUGUCGGGAUUGUUGCGCAACAGUUUCCUUACCCGUGUUAUAUUGAGGACAAGUUCAUCGUCACCUUACCCCACAUUUUACCGCUUUUAAUGAUCCUCGCAUGGAUUCUUACUACGGCCAUGUUGUGUAAGAGCAUUGUGUAUGAGAAGGAACAACGCCUUAAGGAAGUGAUGAAGAUUAUGGGGCUUGGGAAUGAAGUACACUGGGCUGGAUGGUUCAUAAACACCUUUGUCAUGAUGUUUUGCAUAAGCGUAUUGCUGGUUGUUCUUCUAAAGGCUGGAAACAUUCUAGAAUAUUCCGACCCGACAGCAGUGCUGUUCUUCCUCAUGGUGUUUUCUUCAGUGACAAUCGUGUUCUGUUUCCUUGUGAGUGUGUUCUUUUCCAAACCGAACCUGGCCGCGUGCUUUGCGGGGUUUUCGUACGUUUUGUCGUACCUGCCUUUCGAGCUAUUGAUAAGAUUUGACAGCGUGCUCACUCUACGUCAGAAAGUGUCUGUUGGUCUUUUGUCCAAUGUAGCCUUUGGCUAUGGGUGUAAAUUCAUUGCCAUGUGGGAGGAGCAGGCUAUUGGCCUCCAGUGGAGCAACAUGGGUAUCAGCCCCUUGAACGACGAUGACUUUAGCAUGCUUCACUGUGUCAGCAUGAUGCUCAUAGACCUUGUCAUCUACGCCCUCCUUACCUGGUACAUAGAGGCUGUCUUCCCCGGUCAGUAUGGAAUACCGAAGCCAUUUUACUUCCCAAUCAAGGCUUUGACAACGUGCUUUAUUUCCUUGGAUGAGACCCAGUGUGGGGAUGCAGGACAACUAAGCAUGAACUAUCUCAGCACAGACACAGAUGUAAUGGAGGUGGGGCCUAAAAACAAGAAGAUCGGAGUGGCCCUCCGUAACUUACGGAAGAAAUAUUCUACUUCCAACAACUUUGCUGUGGAUGGGCUCAACCUUGACUUCUACGAGGAUCAGAUUACAUCCUUCCUUGGGCACAACGGGGCCGGGAAAACCACCACCAUGUCUAUAAUGACCGGCCUGUUCCCGCCCAGUGAGGGUACAGCCUUCAUCCAUGGCAAGGACAUUCGUGUCAACAUGGACAGUAUCAGGCACAGUCUCGGCACUUGUCCGCAACAUAAUGUCCUCUUUGACUGGCUAACAGUUGAGGAGCACCUGUGGUUCUAUGCACGUCUGAAGGGAACGGCUUCCUCUUAUGUUAAGGAGGAGAUGGAACAAAUGAUCAAGGACGUCGGCCUGCCACACAAACGAACUGAGAUCUCCAGCAACCUCUCCGGUGGUAUGAAGCGUAGGUUGUCAGUUGCAGUAGCCUUUAUGGGCAACUCUAAGACAGUUAUCCUGGAUGAACCAACUGCUGGUGUUGAUCCGUACGCCAGGAGGGACAUCUGGCAACUUCUCCUCAAACUCAAGAAAGGACGCACCAUAAUCCUCUCCACCCACCAAAUGGACGAGGCUGACGUGCUUGGAGACCGUAUCGCCAUCAUUUCCCAGGGACAGCUCUGCUGUGUCGGUUCCAGCCUGUUUCUCAAGAGCCGGUAUGGUAACGGAUACUACCUGACCCUUGUGAGGGCAGACAAAGAAGUGGACGAGGAGGCCAUCUUGAAGUCACAACUGUUUUUCACUUCGGAGAUGACGAAAGUGCGACCGGAGUCGGCUAGUAGUAAAAGGAGCGUUACCAUCAUGUUGAACACCAUGUACAAAAAUAACAUACACUACUGUAUCAUUGUUUUUCAGCCUGCGAUGCAUCGGGAGGUGGAUAAGGGGUUCAAAGAGGGGAAAUCUUACAGUGACCCUCCCACACAUCCGGGGAAAGAGAGCAUUUCCCCGAUUUUUUCCGUAAAGAAAGUCACAUCAUUUGUUAAGAAGUUUGUACCGGAGGCCAAGCUUGUAGAGGACAAUAUGACUGAGCUGUGUUACCAGCUGCCAGACAACGCGGCACACCGUGGGGACUUUGAGCGGCUGUUCCAUGAACUUGAAUCCUCGUGUGUUCAUCUGGGGAUUUCCAACUUUGGCAUAUCUGAUACAAGUCUGGAGGAGGUGUUUCUGAAGGUGACGGAGGAGAACUAUGGGGAUGCUGGCGAACGCAAGAGAAACAAGCUGGAUGAUAUGACGGAUGGUGGUCGCCUGACUCGGGGAGCGUCUCGUCCCAGUUUCAAGAGUAAGAAAAAGCCCUCGUUGUUUUGGCGAGCCUCGACUCACCGCGAAGACAGCAAGAUGGACCUGAUUGUAGAGGAGGACACAGAGUCGGUGAUAUCUCAGCCUGUGAGUGAGUAUGGGGAGACUGGUUUCACCCACAGUCAGCACGCCAAGGUGACUGGUUGGAAACUUACCCUCCGACAGUUCAUCGCUAUCUUCCUCAAGAGAUUCCAACAUGUACGUCGCAGCAAGAAAGGAUUCCUUUUCGAGGUUUGUUUGCCAGUGGCAUUUAUCUUGCUGGCGAUGACUUUCGAUCAGCUAUUGCCGACUUUUUCUGAGGAACCUGCACUAGAGCUUCAUCCUUGGUACUACAAGCCUGUCCGCGGAGACCCACACCUCAACAUGUUUUACAGUAAUAAUGCUGGGCCAGACAAUGAUGUGGCUAAAAGGUUGGAAGACAUGAUCCAGCAACCUGAAGGGGUCGGCAACCGAUGUAACAAUAAACACAAGAUAGAGAAGUACUCGUGUGAGCCCCCAGGAGACGCCGGUUUCUCUAAGCUGACACACUUUAACAAGACACUAGAUUGUGACUGCAGUACAGGAUGGCAGGUGUGCCCGGAAGGAGCGGCUGGCCCCAAACCACCCAUCCGCCUACAUCCUACUACGGACUACCUGUAUAACAUGACGGGGCGUAAUGUUUCAGACUGGGUACUGAAGACGCAUAGCGAGAAUAAGAAACGCAGAUAUGGUGGUCUGAUAUUUGGAGAAAUUGACAACCUGGCGUUCACGGGGAAUAUGUCGGAGGUCCAGGCUUCGAUAGAUCGUCUCCUGACGGCAGCUACGAACGGGUCCGUGAUCAAGAUGGCGGACAUAUUCUUCUGGUCUAACCUCACACUCGUACUGCCCAGUCUGGCUUCCAGAGAUGUGGGCAAGGUCUGGUUCAACAACAGAGGCUGGAUAGCUUCGACCACGUAUAUAAAUGUUAUGAACAACCUGAUCAUGCGCUCAAACCUGCCCUCGGGGACAGAUCCAGCGGACUACAGCAUCGUCGCCAUCAGUCACCCAAUGAAAAUGACCAAGGACCAGCUCGAUAUUACAGCCUUGUUAAGCGACUUUAGGGAAGUCACUAUCUCGAUCUGUGUGAUAUUUGCAAUGUCGUUUAUCCCAGCAAGUUUCACCAUGUACCUAAUUGAGGAGCGAGUCUCCAACUCUAAGCACCUACAGUUUGUCAGUGGGGUCAACCCUUGCAUUUACUGGGUGUCCAACUUCUGCUGGGAUCUGCUGUACUACCUGAUCCCAUCAAUAUUGUGCAUAUUCAUUUUCCUUGCAUUCAACAACCAAGCAUACGUGUCUGCUGUCAACGCGCCAUGCCUUGUGUCCCUGCUCUUCCUAUAUGGCGUGGUCAUGACCCCUCUGAUGUAUCCGUUUUCCCGGUUAUUCAGUGUGCCAAGCACUGCCCUUGUCGUGCUACAGUCUGUCAACAUUUUCCUUGGAAUAAUAACCACCGUGUCAACAUUCAUCAUGGAUUAUUUCGAAACAGAUGACGACGGGCUGAAGAAUAUCAACAGGCAUCUGAAGCAGGUGUUCUUACUUUUGCCCCAGUACUGUCUAGGGCGAGGCCUGUUUGACUUGGCCAAGAACCAGCUGUUUGCAGAUGUGUACGCCGAGUUCGGGAUCAACAAGCUGUCCAACCCAUUAAAAUGGGACAUCGUGGGCAGGAACCUGUUCUGUAUGUUCAUGCUGGGCAUUCUCUUCUUCAUUAUCAACCUGCUGAUUGAGUACAGGUUAUUCCUACAUUCCAGAAUGUCAGCGACAUCAAGGACAUACCAGGAUGAGGAGGAUGAGGAUGUUGCCAGGGAGAGGAGGCGUGUCACCUCCGGUGCGGCUAAGGAUGAUGUACUCAGGCUGGAAAAUCUUACAAAGAUUUUUCCAAAGAGGGGCAGCAACAAGAAGCUGACCGCUGUUGACCGCCUGUGUGUGGGUGUGCCCAAGGGUCAGUGUUUUGGUCUCCUGGGGGUCAACGGGGCGGGCAAGACCACCACAUUCAAAAUGCUUACAGGAGAUGAGAGGCUCACCACGGGAAAUGCCUACGUUAAUAACUACAAUAUUCUGAACAACAUGAAAGACGUGCGAAAGAAUAUCGGCUAUUGUCCCCAGUUUGACGCCCUGGACCCCCUCCUGACGGGGGUGGAGCAUUUACGGUUUUAUGCUAGGCUACGCGGCAUAUCGGAGACUGAUGUGAAACAUGUUGCAGAUUGGGCGAUCCGGCGGCUUGGACUGCUGCCUCACGCUGACAAGAUCUCCAUAAACUACUCUGGCGGGAACAAACGUAAACUCUCCACUGCCAUCUCUCUCAUUGGGAACCCCUCCGUCAUCUUCCUGGAUGAGCCUACCACAGGUAUGGAUCCUGGUGCCCGCCGGUUCCUGUGGGACUGUAUCUCCAACAUUGUCAAGGACGGCAGAUCUGUUAUACUCACUUCGCACAGUAUGGAGGAGUGUGAGGCAUUGUGUGGUCGUCUGGCCAUCAUGGUGAACGGCAGGUUCCGCUGUCUGGGAAGCAUACAGCACCUUAAAAACAGGUUUGGUGAUGGAUACACAGUCAUCAUCCGCGUCUCUGGUGAAUACCCGGACAUGGAGCCCGUCUUGGCUUGGUUCAGUGAAUAUUUCCCAGGAGCAGUUCUUAAGGAACAGCAAAGCAACAUGCUGCAGUACCAGCUGGGAUCCGACAUUAAGCUGUCAAAGUUGUUUGGUCAGAUUGAGGCUGUCAGGGAGCAGUUAUUGAUUGAGGACUAUUCUGUAUCGCAAACAACUUUAGAUCAGGUGUUUGUCAACUUUGCCAAGCUGCAGACAGACCUGGUAAAUGAUGAGUUAGAUGAGCUUCCAGCAGACCUUAAACUCCCGUGGAAUGUGUCACCGAGUGAGGCGGAAGGACUGAGCCUAGCGGGCAGUACCACAGGCUUGAUUCGCAACCAAUAUCGCAACAGCUACAACAGUUUCCAGACCCGCAGGCCCGAGGCUGACGAGGAUAUUUUAUACUUUGCGGACGUUUCGGGAAUUAAGAGACCUAACUCAUUCCGUCCUGGGAUGGCUGAUACUCCUUGCUGA
Messenger RNA from Mya arenaria, 7128 nucleotides. RefSeq names its product phospholipid-transporting ATPase ABCA1-like. NCBI's taxonomy places the organism in Eukaryota, Metazoa, Mollusca, Bivalvia, Myida, Myidae. Gene Ontology annotation, molecular function: ATP binding; lipid carrier activity; ABC-type transporter activity. The record is from RefSeq and is a predicted model, not a curated record. Bases 1 to 7128 code for a protein of 2375 amino acids. Gene Ontology annotation, biological process: transmembrane transport; lipid transport. The transcript has 45 exons. Gene Ontology annotation, cellular component: intracellular membrane-bounded organelle; membrane.